Molecule: messenger RNA, 2546 nt
Organism: Phyllostomus discolor (pale spear-nosed bat)
Lineage: Eukaryota; Metazoa; Chordata; Mammalia; Chiroptera; Phyllostomidae
Gene: CLEC20A
Product: C-type lectin domain containing 20A
Exons: 10
Coding region: 201-1670 (489 amino acids)
Source: RefSeq, a predicted model, not a curated record
UCUUCUGCUCUCUUCCGGCUGCACCCCCAGCCCCUCGCCCAGUGGCUGGCGGGCAGUAGGCACUGAACACGUAUUUGUCUAGUAAAAUCUGUCAGCUGGGGUCGGAAAGGGGAGGGGAGCGGAGAGAGACCAGAAGAGCAGGUGCAGCCUGCGCAGAGGUGAGGAGCCUUUCCACCGGCCGCCUGCCCUGUGCUGCAGCCAUGGUGGCCCCGGGGCUGCGAGUGUCCCUCUGCGCAGCCGUGAUUCUCCAAUUCUCCUUGGUGACAGGAGGCUUCUGGAACUCUGUCCUGCAGCUGGUGAGCAACGACAAGACCUUCUCGCGGGUGGAGGAGGAGCUGAGCUGGCCGGACGCCCAGCAGCACUGCCGGAUGUACUACACGGACCUGGCCGACCUGGAGAGCGUGAACAGCUUGGAAGGGAUGAUGACUCUUUACAGCCUGGCCAAGGGCACCUCGGCGUGGAUCGGCCUCUUCUUCGACGUGAACCUCGGCAGCCUGAGGUGGUCCAGCGGUUCCGUCUUCACCAUCCCCGUGUGGAGCCCACUGCCCGUCCUCAAGAAGGGCAUCUGUGCCACGCUGUACUCCGUGGCCCUUGCCCCCAGCCUGGGCACCGCCUCCUGCACAACUCAGAAGCCCUUCAUCUGCUACUACGACCCCGCCAAGGGGUACGGCAGCUCCGUGGAGCCCGCUCUCAGCCUGACCACCUCUCCAAAGCCAGCGGUGGUCCAGAUCGGCCAGCGGACCUUCCGGCGGUAUGAGCAAGGAGUGACGUGGCUGGCGGCCCUGCUGCGCUGCCGUGCCCACCACACGGACCUGGCCGACCUGCAGGCGGUGACGGAGGAGGACGCCAAGGGGGCCCUGAGGUCCAUCACCAGUGAGACGGAGGCCUGGAUCGGCCUCUACUUCGACGCGGCCUCUGGGUCUCUGAACUGGUCCAGCGGCCUGGGCGCCAGCAUCCCCAAAUGGCUGCGGGUGCCCCAGUUCGGGACGGGGCUGUGUGCGGGGCUCGGCACCUACUACAGCUACGCCCCCAGAGUGCGCUCACAGGCCUGCUCUUCCCUGCGGCCGUUCAUCUGCUUCUACGGUGCGUGGGGGUCCGCCCCACUGGCCCUCGGCCCGCCAGGGCGGGACGGGGAUGGGGAAUGGGUUUGCCUGGCAGCAGGAGACGCUGAGCGUGGACCUAAGGAGGCCCUCCCAGUCCGAGGGUCAGAGUACGGUGACACAGGCGCCCUCCUGGGCGUGGUUGCUGUGGUGGAGGCUGGCCCCCGGCGGUGCCCCUGCCAGGCCCGGCACCCCGCCAUCGGACACCGGGCGUCGGCGGCGCUCCCCCAGCUUAGCUACAUCCCCCCCUCAGAAGAGACCGUGGGGACGACGUCCAGCCCAGCCGUGCCCAGUGAAGGAGGUGGCGCUGGCGUAACAGACACAGCCACGGCCACUCAGGCCCAGCACGUGAGCACAUCCAACCACCCGAAGCUGCAGGAAAAAGCUACAGCAUCAGAAUCAGGGCGGACCUUCGGGAUCCUGAAGGCAGACUUCACCCUCCCAGCUACGGCGGACCCAGAGGACAUGAAGGAGCAGUUUCUGAGUGAGAUCCAAGAAGUCCUAAAGCUGACGCUGGGUCACCAGUGGUUCAGGCUGACGUGGGUCGGCCACGAAAGAGACAAAAAGUAGCUCACGCUUGCUCAUCCGCGGUCUCCUUCUCACGCGGUCUUGUCUGGGUUUGGGUGGAUCUGUGUUCUUUGAAUGUCAAGCAGCCCAGAAUGAGAAGGAACCCCAGAGCCCUGGAGAGGCCAGGCUAAGGGUGGACCUUAGAUCCCCUCCCAGCUCCAGAGAAAACCACACCGGCAACCCGCACCCCUGGCACUUUGUAGAAUGCGGCAGGGGAACCAGAGGAAGGGUCUGAGAACACUAACUUUGAGGACGACACGCAAACAAGAACAGAAAACCAGAAACUCUGAAACCAACCCCAUGGACCUGGGGGACUAGGACAGGGCAGUGGUGGUCUGGGACACUAAUGGGGCCACGCUUCCAAACACAGCGGGUCCCUUCUUCCCCGGCGACAACCUACUACAGGGGUUUCAAAUUCUCCAGGACGAGGCGCUCUCUGGGGCGUUAGCACAACACCACACUAGAUGUUCCUGCUAUUUGUCCCGAAUCUAAAUAUUUCUUCCCUGUGAGUUGGGGAAUUCUGAGGCGUUGUUCUUAAUGUUAAAAUAUACCUUCAGAAGAAUGUUCCUUCGAACAGUUUUUUUUCUGGUUUCUCGCCAAGGGUCCUAAUCCCCCAGAGACGCGCACGAAGUAAGAGAGUAAUAUGUCACGUGCCACGGCAAUGUUAGUCUGAAAUGUUUAAAGUUUAUUCAUAUUCUUUGUAGGAUUAUCAAUAAAAGACCUCAAACGCAUCGAUAUCUGUACAUGUACAAGAACCAUCAAAAUGUAUUCACAGAACAAAAAUAAAUCUUCUUUAGAACAAACCCAGGUGAUGAAAUGCGGGUGUGGGUCUCUCACAUGGGGAGCGGUCUAAGUGCUACCAGCACAAAAAUAUGGCUU